AUGAAGCGCCCUGCCGACAUGGAUUCCAUCCCCUCCCCAGUCGACGCUCCCUCCCCCGAUUCGCACGAGUCCGAUUCGCCUGCGGGUCCCCCUCGCAAGCGCGCCCGCUCUGAAGUCACCUCCGAAGAGCGCAGAGAGGCUCGUGCUCACCGCAACCGCAUCGCCGCCCAGAACUCCCGCGAUCGCCGCAAGGCGCAAUUCGGGUAUCUUGAGCGUCGCGUCGCGGAGCUCGAGGAGGAAAACAGGCAGUUGCGCGCAGGUCAAGGUCUUCCCCACCCUUCACGUCAAUACGAACAGCAGAACAGCGAGCGCGAGAAGGACAGGGCUAAGGAGAAGGAGAAUGAGGAGCUCCGCCAACGGGUCAAGACCCUCGAGACCGGCUGGGAGGCCGUCAUGAAGGCGCUAGCCGCCUCUGGCCUUCCCCUUGCCGUCCCCGGAGCUCCUUUGUCGGCACCCUCAUCCUCGCCGAUGUCUCUUUCCUCCAACCCCUCAGCGCUAGAUACGUCAAGUCAACCCCUCACGACCACAUUCCCCGUGCUCGUGUCCCCCUCCCCCGUCUUCCCCAUCUCGCCCGCACCAUCAAACUCCUCUUCCGGUUCCAGUACUCUCUUUGAUUCUGACGACUUCGAUUCCACUCGCCACCUAGCACGGGUGGCGAUCGCCGAUGCCCCUCCGGGUGGAUCUGAAUGCUCGUCGAAUCGCCUCCAGCUGGUCCUCAACAUCCCCCCUUCCUCAUAUCCGCCGGUCAUCAACCUCAGCGAAGGCGCGGUCGACGAGGUCGCGAUGGACGACCUCUUCCGUGAAAUUCUCGCGCCUUCCCCCGUAUCGCCUCAGGCUCCUCUGCCUGAUGGCGCCGCGCCGUCCCAACCCCAACUCCAGUCAACCUCCGAGAUCAAGCUUGCGCCGCCCCCCGCGGCGUCAGUGACACAAGCCCCCGCGCUGCCGGAGAUCAACUGGGAGAAUGAGGUGGAGAUGCAGAGACUGUUGGCCAUGCUCCCCAUGGUUCAGCAAGACGCAGGAUCCCUGGAUGCGAGCGCAGGCGCUUCGCACGACGACUUUCCGUCGGCUCUGGACUUGGAGCUGGCCGGGUGGGACUUCUCGGCUGCCUCGGCAGUCGUUGGCCCCACGUCGUCUGUGAGUGUGUUCUGA
Molecule: messenger RNA, 1149 nt
Organism: Epithele typhae
Lineage: Eukaryota; Fungi; Basidiomycota; Agaricomycetes; Polyporales; Epitheliaceae
Exons: 2
Coding region: 1-1149 (382 amino acids)
Cellular component (GO): nucleus
Molecular function (GO): RNA polymerase II transcription regulatory region sequence-specific DNA binding; DNA-binding transcription factor activity, RNA polymerase II-specific
Source: RefSeq, a predicted model, not a curated record